GUCUAUAGCUUACAGUCGAACAAAUCGGUUACGGUAUGUUAGCUUAUCAGCUAUGUAUAAUCGUUAUCUGGAUUAUUGAGAAACGUUCUUGGUGAUAAAUAGCGGGAAAAAUUCGAUAUUGUCUAAUUAUCUUAAAUAAAUAAAAUGACAUCGUUAUCACAACCUUGUUAAAAAUUAAAGCAGUUUUUAGCAGUUAAAUGCAGUUUUUUGAUUGAUUAUUGACCAGUACCGAUUCUUUUCUAGUAGUUUAACAGUAAACUGCUUGGCAUGCUAAUCAAGAUGCAACGCUUUUCGCACAGUUACUUCACUUCAUAGAAAAAGUGUUUCACAUUAAAUACGGAAUUUUAAUGUUUAUCGUAUAUUUCGAAGGUAUUUUCUGAUAAAUACCAUUUUUAAUCACUGAUAACUUGUUAAACAUAUUAAAUAAAUCACAUUGAAAGGAAAUUCAGUGUAUCACAAUGUUGUUUACUUACGUGGCGUUCUUACUUCUAUUUUUUGAGCCUUAUGUUCAUGGUCUUAUAAAGUCAAAUCAACAUGAUAAAGUCGUUGUUUGUUACGUCGCAUCUUGGGCAGUCGAUAGACCUGCAAAUGGUGCAUUUUCCUUUGAAAAUUAUCAUCCACAAUACUGCACUCACUUGAUUUAUGCAUACGCUGGUUUAAAUGCCUCAGAUUGGACAAUAAGAAGUAGAAAUCCUUGGGAAGAUAUAGAGAAAGAUGGAAUUGGUAACUAUAGAAAGAUGACAAUGUUUCGUCAGAAAGGUUUGAAAGUAUUACUCAGUAUCGGCGGAUGGGCUGAAGGCAGCGUGAAUUUUUCGAUGAUGGCUUCAUCAGCGGAUAGUAGACAAACUUUUAUCGCCAGCACUGUGAAGUUUCUCAAAACAUACGACUUCGACGGGCUGGACCUUGCUUGGGAAUUUCCUGGACACCUUUUCGGUGGUGCUGAGUAUGAUAAGCAAAAUUUUGUCAGCCUCGUACAGGAAUUGCGACAUGCUUUUAACCAGUACCACUUUUUGUUAACGGCACCUAUAAGCGGAGUCAAAGAAGUUAUUAUGUCGGGGUACGAUAUUCCUAAAAUUUCCAAAUAUCUCGAUUACAUUUAUGUCAUGACAUAUAAUUAUCAUGUAGCAUGGAAUAAAGUGGUUUUUCCACAUACACCAUUGAAAAGCAAAGAUCAUUUAAAUGUGGAAGAUACUAUUACAUAUUUAUUGAAAGAAGGCGCACCAGCUGAGAAAUUAGUCUUAGGACUGGCAUUGUUCGGAAGAACUUUUGUUCUUACAACUGUACCAUCAACACCAAAAAUAAAUCCGUUUGGUUUGCCCAGUCUACGUAUUGGAUUCAGAGGACCUUAUACAUUCGACGAUGGUUUCAUGGGAUUCAAUGAGAUUUGUGAGGAGUUGAUGUUACAUCCUCAAGAAUGGACAGUUGGAUGGGAUAAUUAUAGCAGCACAGCUUACGCGAUUAGAAGAGAUCGCGUUGUGGUUUACGAUAAUAGCAAAGCAAUUAUGAUAAAGGUAGAAUACGCAAAAAGACAGAGACUGGCGGGUGUGAUGGUAUUUAGCAUCGAUACGGACGAUUUUCGAGGACAAUGUUCGCAAUCGUUGCAAAGGUAUCCUCUAAUGAAAACUAUUAAUGAAGUUUUGACAAAUAACACGCAAUCGUUGCAAAGGUAUCCUCUAAUGAAGACUAUUAAUGAAGUUUUGACAAGUAGCACGGUACCACGCGAAGAGAAGAAAGAGCCAAACUUAUCGUCUGUGCAAUUACCCUCAAACAUUGUAUUUGCACUAUUAAUCACAAUGAUUUCUUUUUCUCUUUAAACAAAUAUCCAUUUUAAUCGUAAAAAAUUGUUAA
Molecule: messenger RNA, 1848 nt
Organism: Camponotus floridanus (Florida carpenter ant)
Lineage: Eukaryota; Metazoa; Arthropoda; Insecta; Hymenoptera; Formicidae
Product: probable chitinase 2
Exons: 8
Coding region: 459-1814 (451 amino acids)
Biological process (GO): chitin catabolic process; carbohydrate metabolic process
Cellular component (GO): extracellular region
Molecular function (GO): chitin binding; chitinase activity
Source: RefSeq, a predicted model, not a curated record